Messenger RNA from Folsomia candida, 4006 nucleotides. Its product is annotated as tubulin monoglycylase TTLL3. Gene Ontology annotation, molecular function: protein-glycine ligase activity, initiating. The transcript has 18 exons. Lineage: Eukaryota; Metazoa; Arthropoda; Collembola; Entomobryomorpha; Isotomidae. The record is from RefSeq and is a predicted model, not a curated record. Gene Ontology annotation, cellular component: cilium. Gene Ontology annotation, biological process: protein polyglycylation; cilium assembly; cilium movement. The coding region runs from base 258 to 3356 and encodes 1032 amino acids.
GAGAAAUUCAUCACUUUCACCUCAGUCUGGAAGAGUAGAGAGAGAAAAGAGCUCGACUGCAACAUCGUGUAGCUCACUCUCACCCAAAAUUCUAAAUUCUUGUACAUACACACAUAUACUUUUCACAAUUCGGACUUAAUUGGCACUAAGACAAGAUUAUCCUGAUCAGACAGAGGGGUUUCAAAAUUUCUGCAAAUUUCAACACUGGAAAAAAUAACGAGCUUAGUUAGACCCCAAUACAAAUCAUCAUCCUCAUCAUGGACCUUAAGAAGGAAGGACAACCUCAGUCUCGACCAAAGUCGCCAAAAUCUCAGAAGGGCUCCUCCCUCUCCUCCAUGGCCAGUCAUGUCUCUGGCAACAACAACGUUCCCCAUCCUCCAUCCACCCCAAAUAAUAACAACAUCACUGCAACGGUCCCCACUUCCGGGAGUCGUAGCAAGUCUCCCACUGCAAAUCGCUCCUUGACACCGCAAGAACGGUCGAAACUUGCCCGGGACAAAUUUCAGAGCCUGCUUCUCUCCGCCAACAAAGUCCAAGCCCAUCAAACUCUUCCCCCCGGAAGUUAUGGGAUUGGAAUGAAACCUUCGUCCACGCUUGGAACGACUGCACAAAUGCAUGCGGCCGCCGUAUUGGCACAGAUGAGUGCAAAUGUUGCAGCCGCGACGGGUGCGAUUUCUCUAGUUUCGGCGAACAAUGCGUCAUCUUCGUCAUCGCCACCGCCGCCAGUUCCGAUAUCACAGCAGCAGGUGACAAGUACAACUCACGGAGGUCACAUUCAGACCAGUGUCGUCGCCCCGGUUGCAAACACAGUCCGCGCAACGACACUUGCGACAUCGGCAAAAACGAGAAAUAAUCCCAACCAGUUUCCCAACAUUGAUCCGAGAACGUUUCCCAAGCCGUUGAAUCCUACAAAUCCAAAUCCAGUUAUCGUGAAGCAGCCCAACAUGGCGAAAUCUGUGAUGGGGUUGGACAGGAGUAAGAAUAUGAGAGCGUUCGUGGAGAAAGCUAUUGCUGAGCACAAGGUCUUUUCCUGCGUUGGAGUGUACCCCGCGAUCAAGAAUGCGUUAAAGAAGCGAGGCUGGGUGGAGAAAACGGGUCCCAUCAAUGUCAUCCGGUCAGCGAGUGUGCCCUUUCGACCUGAACCAAGUGGAACUGAUGAUGAAUCCGAUGCGGCCUGGAUUGCGAGAAAUUUGCGAGAUUAUCCCCCAGAUUUUAUUUGGGUCAUACGCCGUGAUAACAUCGAUUGGAAAAGUAUGGGAAAGGAUCAAAUGAUCAACCGAUACCCUAAAGCCUGGUUUACCACAAAGGUCGGGUUGUCCGCUUGUCUCCAACAAAUCCACUGGUUCAGCGAGGCCGGAUUUUCUGAAACCUUCUUCCCCAGAUGCUACCGUUUGUGCAUGGACGACGAAAGGGCUGCCUUUCAAGACGACUAUCGCCUCACUGCCUGCAUGAGUUAUUGUCGAUACUUUGUUGAAAACUACGAGUCCAAAGGAGCAGCCUGGUUGAUUGAUCCUCAAAGUAGAAUCACCCCACUCUCCAUCGACUUUGCGUCUCGUCAGUUGGGCAACUACAUCAGAAUGAGGCGUCAUGAAGACAUUGAUUGGCUUCUCCCCCCAAAUUUCAUGUCACAACAUUGGGAAGCCUUUAUUCAUCAGUACGUCAUGGUUGUACAUGAAAAGAAGAAGAUCCGGUUCGAGAGUUUGGAGGGUGUCAAGAUGAAGUACGACAUUGCGAAAAAGACGCUCCAGCGGAUCGCACAAUACUGGCCGCAAGCCGAUCUGGACGGUGUGUAUAACAUGUGGAUUUGCAAACCGGGUGCGAGGUCUCGAGGAAAGGGAAUCGUAAUUAUGAAUUCGCUCGAAAAAGUCUUGGACCUUUUGAACCACGGGAACUCACGAGAAGCAAACUGGGUUGUCCAAAAAUACAUGGAGCGACCCAUGCUCGUCUACAAGACAAAGUUCGACAUCCGGCAGUGGUUUGUUAUCACGGACUGGACCCCGUUAACCGUGUGGUUUUACAAGGAAAGCUACAUCCGGUUUUGUACGAAACCAUUCGUGCUCGAGGAUUUUCAUGAGAGUAUCCAUCUCUGCAAUAACGCGAUCCAGUGUCGCUAUCAGAAUGCGGAAUCGAGAGACGCUGCACUUCCGGACGAGAACAUGUGGGAUAACUACACUUUCCAAGCUUACCUGAAAACGAUUGGGAAAAUGGAUCAGUGGACCAAGAUUUACGCUGGAAUGAAACAAGCAAUCAUCGGCGUUCUGCUGGCAUCGCAGGAAACCAUUGAAUCUCGAAAAGGUUGUUUCGAACUAUACGGAGCGGAUUUCAUGCUCUCUGAAGAUUUCACUCCUUGGCUCAUCGAGAUCAACUCGUGCCCUUGUAUGGCCUCCACGACGAGCAUCACGGCCAGAAUGUGUGCCCAGUGUUUAGAAGAUACGAUCAAAGUUGUUGUUGAUCGUCGUCUAAAUCGGAACGCCGACACUGGAAUGUUUGAAAUGGUGUAUCGUCAACCUCUCAGUGCUGUCACAGUCCAACAGUUUACGGGACAUGAUCUUGUCAUUCAUGGGAAAAAGUUGACCCGAGAUAUCGACUGGCCAGGGACACUCAGCACCAAGAGUUCCCAAAUUCGGAGAACAUCUUUCAUCACGAACAGCGUCUUGGGGAAAAGUCCACCCAAUGUGAUCAGCCCCCAGGAGAACCUCACUUUCUCCGAUCUCCUCCAAAAACUGAGGAUGAAGAACACCCAGCUCUUUCAAGGCUACGUGACCAACACGCAGGCCCAGACUUUGGCUGCUGUCGCGGGGGAAACGGCUGACCGGAGUCUGACCGGGACACUGCUCUCCAAGAUGAGGGCGUUGAGUAAGGUGAAACAGGACAUGGGGGGAGCGACUGAGAUGAAUGAAAUCAUUCCUGGGAUGAAGAAAGUUUAUCCGAAACCGACUGUCAGUAAAGCUAUAAAAGAAGGCCCAGAAGGAACGUUGUCGCACUUGUCGAAGUAUUUCGAAGAGAACAGCAGCACCUUUGCAAACUUGGUCCGAAUCGGGAAGGAAAUCUCCGACGAAGAGAAGCACGGGAUCGAGACGUCAGACGCUGCUGGUACCUCGAGUCCGAAUAAACUUCGUCCAGGAACGUUUGGUCCAAAUUUGAGACGACCCAGCAUAAUCGCUGCAGGAAAUCCAUACCUUCCUAGACCAGAAACGGCGAAAACUUUGGAGGAAGUUCGACUAGCGGUUAAUGCAGCUAGUAAUAAGUAUGCUGGAUCGAUAGCUCAGAAGCGGAUGUCAUCGUCUCCGGGCAAGAGGAGGUCAAAGAAAAGUUUGAGACAAUCUCCGAAUGCCAUCAGGGCCCGAUAUCCAUGACCUCUGACCCAUCCCCCUUGAAUCCUGACACAGCCACCAGUCUAGACUUAUCCACCAACAAUGCCGACCUAUCCACUCCUUUAAACAAGCCUGAUCAUCUCCUCAUAGACCUAAAACUCGAGGGUCUUGUAGUAGUGGUGACAACGGCACCUUAAAAUCUAGGUCUACCCCGUUUCGUCGACCCUCCCUAGCUAAUUGUAAGUUAAGACCUGCGACUUCCAACAAGGGGGUACGUGGCCGUGGGGGGAAUAAAUUUCCCUGCCAUCGGAUAGCCUUGAGACCUUCGAGUUCAGCAACGAGGAAAUCAUCACUGCCUACUUUCCCCGUGAGUAAAAUUAAUCUUAAACUUGUGUAAUCUACAUUUACAUAUUUUUCAAAAUGCAUGUGAAUUCAUGCAAUCAUACAAUGUCAAAUGUAGCAUAGUGUAUGUACUUAUUAUUAUUUCUUCAUUAUUAUCGCUACCACAUAAUUAAUCUGGUCACCGAAAGCAGUACCGUACCAACCGUGGUAUAUGGUGGUAGCAAAUACCAGGCCCGGGCCCCGGGCCACGUCGCUUGCUUUACACUAGAUAUAAUCGACCUCUUGUAUUUUGACGAUUUUAGAAAAGAAUGCGCUGAAAAAUCUUCGAAAAAUUAAAUAUUGAGCUAAUA